This is a messenger RNA of Ogataea haglerorum, 1746 nucleotides long. RefSeq lists its product as uncharacterized. Gene Ontology annotation, biological process: protein folding in endoplasmic reticulum. The coding region runs from base 1 to 1746 and encodes 581 amino acids. The record is from RefSeq and is a predicted model, not a curated record. Gene Ontology annotation, cellular component: cytoplasm; membrane. The transcript has a single exon. NCBI's taxonomy places the organism in Eukaryota, Fungi, Ascomycota, Pichiomycetes, Pichiales, Pichiaceae.
AUGCUCUGGCUCUGGUGGAGCAUUUGUUUGUACUCUGCGGCUGUGCUGGCGGACGACUGUUCUUCAGUGGCGGCGUCGCUGAACGACACCAGGGUGGAUUUGGAUCUCCAGAACCUCACAGACUCGCUCGACGCGAACGAGUCCAGCCUUACCAACGAAGAAAAGUCGUACUUCCUGACCUUUGAAGAGUGGAAGAAGAAGAAAGUCGACGAGUCUCAGAUCACGAAAAAAAGAUCAGAUCAAGAGUCAGGCGAGGAGCUUGAAGGCACCAUCGGCGAGGAGAUGGAGAUCGAAAUCUCAAUGUUUGGAGGCCCGGAACCAAAAGAGGAUACAGGAAAGGUCUACAACGAAAGGUUCAAUUUUGCAUCGUUCGACUGCGCGGCCACAAUUGUCAAGACGAAUGCGGAGGCUAAGGGCGCCAACGCCAUCCUCAACGAAAACAAAGACUCCUAUCUAUUGAACGAGUGCAAGGCGAAAAACAAGUACGUAAUCAUCGAGCUGUGUGAGGAUAUUUUGGUGGAGGAGGUGCUGCUCGGCAACUACGAGUUUUUCUCGUCCAUGUUCAAGGACGUUCGGUUUUCCGUGAGCGACCGGUACCCUGCUGCCUCAUGGCAGUCGCUGGGAGAAUUCAGAGCUGAAAAUAUUCGGAAACUGCAGAUGUUCAAGGUGGAAAAUCCUCUAAUCUGGGCCAAGUUCCUGAAGAUUGAAGUUCUCUCGUACUACGGCGACGAGUUUUACUGUCCGAUUUCGUCUGUGCAAGUCCACGGAAAGACUAUGAUAGAGCAGCUCAAGGAGGAGGAUAAGGAAGAGGUCAAAGCGAAUGAAGUCGAGAUGGAGAAGCCGGAGGUGGUUCCGGCAGAUUUUUACGAAACGCCGUCUUUUAAUUUGUCUCUGAAUGAGAUUGUUUUCUCCCUGAAUGGGUCCACGGACGACGAUAAUUGCAAAAUCACUCCGUAUUUGGGUCUGGACAGAUUUCUCAAGGAACACCAGCAGGAACUAUGCGAGGCGGGCGACUCGCCGUCAGAAACAAAGCCAAAGACCACCCAAACCACAGGGACGCAGGAGUCGAUCUACAAGAACAUCAUCAAGAGAAUAUCGCUGCUGGAGUCGAACGCAACGCUCUCGCUGCUAUAUAUUGAGGAACAGUCCAAAAUUCUGUCGAACGCAUUCGAAAAUCUGGCAAACCGCCAAAAUAAAAGAUUCAGCACGCUCAUAGACCAUUUGAACCAAACAAUCCUCAACCAAAUCGGCAACUUCCGGCUGUUGAACACAGAACUGGCCUUCAAUUUCGAGAAUCUCUUUAAUUACCAACAUAGCAAGUUCCGGCACUUGCUUCUCGAGACAGACUCCAAGUUCUCCAGAUUCGCGGAUUCACUCAGCUUCCAGAAGAAACUGAACUAUCUCAAUCUCAGCAUAAUCAUCCUCUUGCUCGUCUACAUCAUCAUAACCAGAGAUACCUUCAUCGAGCCGGAGUUCAUAGCUUCUCCAUACAGUGCAGGUCCACCGUACAACUCAUCCUCUCAGUCCCCCGCGCACUCGCCAACGGUUCCCGUGCGGAAACGUAGGAAUUUCGUGGACAGGUUAGUGUUUGGUUCCCGAUCCGUCUCUCCUACAGAAUACAAGAACGAUUACGACUCAGAACAUGAGCAACUGGCCGAGCAGGAACAGCCAGAGAAAAAGGAGCCGGACGAAUCGUCAGUUGUGAUCACCGACAUGAAGAUAGAAAAGAAUGUGAGCGAUCUAUAG